Molecule: messenger RNA, 1154 nt
Organism: Paramecium octaurelia
Lineage: Eukaryota; Ciliophora; Oligohymenophorea; Peniculida; Parameciidae
Source: the annotation of a GenBank genome assembly
AUGAAUAAGCCGAGAUUCUUGUUAUAGUUUGCCUUAAGGGAAGCAAAGCAUUAGGAAGAUAAGAGGAUCGAAUUAGAAGCCAUGAAUAAUGUUGAAAAAGAAAUCUAACAGUUCGAGAACAGUGAGUAAAUUGAUAAAAUAAUUAGUGUAUGGAAAUUGAAGCCUUUAAAGAUCAUUCAAAAAAUAGUGAUUUUUAUCACUAAAUUGAAGCAUUAUUCGCCUAUUUAUAGAUUUAAGAUAUUGAAUAAGAACAUUUUUUAUUUGAUAAGGGAUCGGACAAGCUCAUUUUAAUAUUACCUUUAUAGUGGACUGUUAGAAAAUAAGCCAACAAGAGUAUGUGUCAUUUUAUUAAGAAAUAGGUUGGUUAAAUGAAGUAUCAAGGAAAACUAAACAAUGCAAUCUGGUGGAGAACAUGGUCAUUUCUAAAAAGUAAUCAAACUGUUUUACUACCUGCGGAUAAGUUUCUAUUUGUAUGGGAUGUUAUCCUGAUGUUUGUAACCAUCAUGAAUAUUCUCUAUGUUCCAUUACAAUUGUCCUUUGAUUUGAGUAGAGAAGAAAUAGGAAAUGCUUACCUAUUAUUUAGUACUCUUCCAAGUUGCAUAUUUUUGGUCGAAUUAGUCUUGAACUUUUUUAAAGGCUACUAUGUUAGAGGGAUAUUGCAUACAUCUAAACGCGAUAUUUUUUGGCAUUACGUGAAAGGAGAGUUCAUUAUUGAUCUAACAGUUGUGUUGCCCUUCAUACUGUCAUGGUUCGGCUACUCAUUCGCAAAUUAUCUAAUGUUGAUACGCAUGACGAAGGUAAGAAGGACUAUGGUUGUUAUAGAGGAGAUAUCCAAUUUCAAGGAAAAGACAGCUGUAAUAUAUUCUCUAUUCUGUUUGAUUUAUUCUCUUUUGUUGAUUUCUCAUUUUUGUGCCUGUUUAUUUCAUUACUUUGCAAUUCUUGAAGUUGAUAACGGUUACACGCACACAUGGCUUCACUAACAAGGAAUAUACGAAGCAGACGCAUAUGUAAAAUACUUUACUUCAUUGUAUUGGGUUACCAUAACCUCGAUGACUGUGGGAUAUGGAGACAUAGUACCUGUGACAACUCCUGAAAAAAUCUUAGUCACUUUNCCAAAUUCUCAAAUAUUGACCAAUUGGCAAAUCCAUCACUGA